Clupea harengus (Atlantic herring) is the source of this 1847-nucleotide messenger RNA. RefSeq lists its product as uncharacterized. The transcript is spliced from 6 exons. Lineage: Eukaryota; Metazoa; Chordata; Actinopteri; Clupeiformes; Clupeidae. Bases 410 to 1417 code for a protein of 335 amino acids. Gene Ontology annotation, cellular component: plasma membrane. Gene Ontology annotation, molecular function: transmembrane signaling receptor activity. The record is from RefSeq and is a predicted model, not a curated record.
UUGUUUGUUUAUCCUCUCGAUGUCUGCCUCAGCACUUUUGGAGGACAAGGAGACAAUGAGGCAAAGAGGCCCAGAAGCAGAGGAAGUGAAAGACGGUCGGAGGGAUGGCGCAAUACGUGUUUGGGGGAGGGGGAGUCAGACUCGCAGACAGAAUGUUCAACCCCUUAAAGCAGAAGUCCUCAAAUACACCAUAUCAGACGUUAUCAUCUCUUAAAGGGAGAGGAGCCAGAAGGGGAGAUUCCCACUUCACGGUGAGCAGCACACAAACCAAGAACUAACCGCACGGUGAGCAGCACACAAACCCCAAACUAACCGCGCGGUGAGCAGCACACAAACCAAGAACUAACCGCACGGUGAGCAGCGUCAGGACCUAACCGAGGAACAAAGACUCAAGACCCAGAACAAAAGGAUGGAGUAUCACCUGGUUCUCACCACCUGCUACCUGGCCAUAGGUUGGUCCAGCGUCUCUUCUCUGAAUGUCACGGGCCUAGAAGGAGAAACUGUUCACAUUAACUGCCUCCCCACUGCUGGCAUCACAGACAAAGGCAGGUACUUCUGCAAAGGAGAGAAGCGCUACAGCUGCCAGGACAUCAUUCCGAUGGAGCGUGGAACCGGGACCGGGCUGGACAAGAGGUUCUCCCUUGACACAACGGGUCACGUGGUGGUGGUGCAGAUUAGGAAACUCAGGGGUUCUGAUUCUGGAACCUACUGGUGUGGAUCGGACCGACAGAGACGGUACAGGGACUACGUCCAGAUCUAUCUUUCUGUGGGACGCAAAGAAGAAGGACGUGGAACGACACAAAGCCUUUCUACUCCUGUGGUGGCGGAGCUACGCCCAAGACCCCCCACAGCGCCCCCUACAGCUCCACACGACACACCUGUCCGCCUUAUUCUCUCUGUGUGUCUGGUGACAGCCUUUGUGUUUGCUGUCACAGCCCUGAUGCUCCACAGACGCUCUGGGAAACAAUCAGAAGUGGCCAUCUCAAAUGAACCAAAUAAAGCGGGAACCGAAAUUGCAAUUGGUGAUUAUGAGAACAAUGGUCUGGAUAAAGACAACAAAAGCAUUAUUGAGAUGGCAUCUAUCUACCAAAGCUUACACCCCAACACUGCCCAACGUGAUGCAGUUUACCAGAGCUUGGACCCCAACACUCUACAACAUGAUGCAAUUUACCAGAGCCUGAACCCCAACACCCUACAACAUGAUGCAAUUUACCAGAGCCUGAACACCAACACCCUCCAACCUGGCGGAGUUUACCAGAGCCUGAACCCCGACCAGAGAGACUCAGUCUAUCAGAGCCUGAACCCCGACCAGAGAGACUCAGUCUACCAGAGCCUGAAGCCCGACCAGAGAGACUCAGUCUACCAGAGUCUGAAGCCCAACACCCUCCAACAAAGGCCUGUUUAUCUAAACCAGUAGAUCCCAAACCCUUCUUCCAUGAAGCAACGGAAAUAAAAACCUCACUGGUCCAAAUGUUGCUAGCCAAGCUAGAAAACACAGCACACACAGCAUUAGUUUAACUCUGAACUACCCCUGGCGUGCCUCAGAACUGCCUCUCGCGUGCUUCUGAACUACCCCAGCAUGCCUUUGAACUAUCCCUCGCGUGCCGUACAGGGAACAUCUAGCCAAAUGGAGGUGCCCUUGUUUGGGAACAUACUCUGUGUUAUGUUCAUGUAAAGGGAUUUCCAGACACCAAUAUCCAUUAUUUUUUUUAUAUUCUAUGCAAUAAUACAUAUAUUGAUAUCAUUCCAGUCACAGUGUGUUGGUGUGUUCAGUCAUUUGUCUUUUACACGACAAAACAAGUGUCUUUGUUGUUUAUUCAUUUUGAAAUAAAAAAACAUACACAUGU